AUGACACACCGUCGCGCGGCUAUUUUGAGUCAAACCAGCGCCAACCUCGACUUUUCAACUUUCAACUUUGUUGCGUUUUUUUCCAACAUUGCAGAUAUGGACCAGAUCAAUAAGAAGCUGACCACGAGUCUCACCGACUACUCGGCUGCCCCUCGUCAACACAGCGGCCCAUAUGCCCCGAACCUGGACAUUGACGCCCUCGUUGUCGGCGCUGGAUUCGCCGGUGUGUUUUUGCUCAAGACUCUCCGCGACGCGGGUCUCAACACAGUCGUCUUCGAGGCCGGCAACGACAUUGGCGGAACCUGGCGCUGGAACUGCUACCCUGGAGCCGGUGUCGACUCCGAGGUGCCCGUGUACGAGUUCUCCUGGCCGGAAGUCUACAAGACUUGGAACUGGACGACCAACUAUCCCGAUUAUAACGAGCUGCGCCAGUACUUUGACCAUGUCGACAAGGUGGUGGGUAUUAAAAAGGACUGUUCCUUCAACACCGUGGUUGUCGGGGCGCACUUUGAGACGGGACCGGGCAAGUGGAUCGUCCGGACGGCCGACGGCCGCACAACACGGGCCAAGUUCCUAGUCUUGGCUACUGGAUUUGCCUCCAAGCGGUACGUCCCGGAAUGGCCCGGCAUCGACAAGUUCAAGGGCACCAUCCACCACUCCUCCUUCUGGCCGGACGAGGAUGCCAUCGACGUGCGCGGCAAGCGCUGCGCCAUCAUCGGCACCGGCGCCUCCGGCGUGCAGAUGACCCAGGCCUGGGGGCCCGUUGCCGGCGACCUCAAGGUCUUCCAGCGCACGCCCAACCUCACCCUGCCCAUGCGCAAGCGGCCGCUCACCGCCGUCGAGCAGGACGCCAGCAAGCGGCACUACCGGGACCUCUUCAGCAGCCGCGAGAAAAAUUUCGGGGGGUUCUUUUACGACAUGAUUGACCGCGGAGCGCUGGAGGACUCGCCGGAGCAGCGCGAGGCUGUCUUUGAGGGGCUGUGGGCGGACGGAGGCUUCCGCUUCUGGCUGGGCACGUACAGGGACGUCUUCCUGAAUGCGGAGGCAAACAAGGAGGCGUAUAAGUUUUGGGUCAAGAAGACUCGGGAGAGGGUUGCAGAUCCGAAGGUGAGGGAGCUGCUGGCACCGUCGGAGAUGCCUCACUAUUUCGGCGUCAAGCGGCCUUGUCUCGAGGACACGUACUGCGAGCAGUUCAACCGCGACUCUGUUCACCUAGUGGACAUCAAGAACAAUCCGAUCAGGGAGUUCACCGAGACCGGCAUCACUCUCAAGGACGGGACUUAUCACGAAUUGGACGUGAUUGCACUGGCGACAGGAUUUGACAUCGUCACCGGCACCAUGACGCAGCUCGGCCUGCAAAGCAUCGACGGGGGCGAGCUGGAGAAGGAGUGGGCAUCCGGCGCCAAGUCGUACCUCGGCAUGACCGUCAGCGGCUACCCCAACAUGUUCUACGUGUACGGUGCCCAGGCGCCGACACUCCUGUGCAAUGGCCCAACCUCGGCGGAGCUGCAGGGCCGGUGGAUCGCCGAGGCCAUCGCCAAGAUGCAAGCGACCGGCGUCAAGUACAUGAACCCCAAGGCCGAGGCCGCCGGUAGCUGGCGUCGGCGCACCGCGGAGGUCUGCGGCAAGUCGCUCUUCCCGACGACCAAGUCGACAUACAUGGGGGGCAGCAUCCCGGGUAAGGUUUUCGAGCCCAUGUGCUUCGUGGGCGGCACCGAUGUCUACGCAAAGGAGAUUCGCAAGGCGCUACAUGACAUGGAGGGUGGGUUUGAUCUGGCUAAGGACAACGGUAGCAAGAGCAUGUUAUGA
Molecule: messenger RNA, 1809 nt
Organism: Cordyceps fumosorosea ARSEF 2679
Lineage: Eukaryota; Fungi; Ascomycota; Sordariomycetes; Hypocreales; Cordycipitaceae
Product: Flavin monooxygenase-like protein
Exons: 4
Coding region: 1-1809 (602 amino acids)
Molecular function (GO): NADP binding; N,N-dimethylaniline monooxygenase activity; flavin adenine dinucleotide binding
Source: RefSeq, a predicted model, not a curated record